UUCCCAUUCUCCUCACCACCUCCCUCGAGAAGUCGUCAAGUCGAGAGCUCGAGAUCCUUCUCCCAAACACUUCCACGGUUCCACCGCCCGACCGCCGCGCGCCACCCUCCAUGGAGCCCGCGCCCCUUGCGUCGCUGCAGGAGGAGGGCGAGGGGGAGCCCGACGAGUCGCCGUCCUCCUCCGCCUUCUCCGCCGACGCCGUGCCGCCCCGCCCCGCCACGCACCACUCGCUCCACAAGUACGCGCCGCUGGACUGGUCAGCCUACUUCGACGAGGAGCGCCGCGUCGCCGUCCCCGACACCGAAGACGUUUUCAAUGUGUACACUGCCGGAUCCGAGGGGCCUGUCGUGUUCUGCCUGCAUGGAGGCGGCUACUCCGGGCUUUCCUUUGCUCUAGCAGCAAGUCGAAUGAAGGAAAAGGCCCGUGUUGUUUCUAUGGAUCUUCGAGGGCAUGGAAAAUCAACCACAAGUGAUGAUUCGGAUUUGUCCAUUGAAACUCUUAGCGGUGAUGUCAUAGCUGUUUUACACACAUUGUAUGGAGACUCCCCACCAGCCAUUAUGCUUGUUGGGCAUAGCAUGGGCGGUUCUGUGGCUGUACAUGUGGCCGCGAGGAAAGUUAUUUGCAAUCUUCACGGUCUUGUUGUUGUUGAUGUAGUUGAGGGAACGGCAAUGGCUUCAUUGGUUCAUAUGCAGAAGAUCUUAACAAAUCGAGCACAACACUUCCCUAGUAUUGAAAAAGCAAUUGAAUGGAGUGUCAAAGGUGGGCCACUCAGGAACAUUGAUUCUGCUCGUGUUUCGAUCCCAUCUACCUUGAAAUAUGAUGAAUCAAGGAACUGCUAUACAUAUCGCACUCCUCUUGAGGAAACAGAAAAAUACUGGAAAGGAUGGUAUGAAGGUCUUUCCGAAAAGUUCUUGUCUUGUCCAGUGCAAAAGAUCCUAUUAUUAGCUGGCACCGAUAGGUUGGACAGAGCUUUAACAAUUGGUCAAAUGCAAGGGAAGUUUCAAAUGGUGGUGGUUCGACACACUGGACAUGCCAUACAGGAAGAUGUACCUGAAGAAUUUGCAUCGUACAUACUGAAUUUCAUAGCUCGCAACAAAAUAGGUCCAAAUGGUGUUGAGAUUCCGGGACUGAUUAAAAAAUGGCAGCAUUAGACAGAACGUACCCUGCGUUCCAUUGUAGACAGCUUUUAGAAAAAAAAAGACGAGGCUUCUAUCUCUACCGUAUUACCAUAUUUUUCCACGAGAAAAGAACUUCUUCAGAAAGGUUCAGGAUGUCAUAGGCACGAGCGAUCUUAGGCUUUAGCACUUUGUUGCCACUCGCCUUGAUGCAUGGCAUGAUUGAUUUUUUUGUGACAUGGUUUGCGAGUUCCUUCUAUGGCAGGUUGUUCUGUGAAUAAAAUCGAGUCAUUGGGUGCUUUCAAA
This is a messenger RNA of Oryza brachyantha (malo sina), 1421 nucleotides long. Its product is annotated as protein phosphatase methylesterase 1. The record is from RefSeq and is a predicted model, not a curated record. Lineage: Eukaryota; Viridiplantae; Streptophyta; Magnoliopsida; Poales; Poaceae. The transcript is spliced from 13 exons. Gene Ontology annotation, biological process: protein demethylation. The coding region runs from base 111 to 1151 and encodes 346 amino acids. Gene Ontology annotation, molecular function: protein methylesterase activity.